Dichomitus squalens LYAD-421 SS1 is the source of this 2445-nucleotide messenger RNA. Its product is annotated as RabGAP/TBC. NCBI's taxonomy places the organism in Eukaryota, Fungi, Basidiomycota, Agaricomycetes, Polyporales, Polyporaceae. Gene Ontology annotation, biological process: activation of GTPase activity. The transcript is spliced from 9 exons. The record is from RefSeq and is a predicted model, not a curated record. Gene Ontology annotation, molecular function: GTPase activator activity. Bases 1 to 2445 code for a protein of 814 amino acids.
AUGGGCGAACCGCGAAGUAGACCCGACGUCAAAGAAAUCAAGGACUUGUUUGACCACCUGUUUCACUCGGGGAGCAACAUCGGCAGACUGAAAGAUGCGGCACUCGCGGGGCGACUGUUUCAGGGUGUCGAAGGUGCUACGGGAGUCGCGGGUCGGAGCAUGGCCUGGAAGCUUUUUCUUAUAGCGGGGGAACCGUUACAAGACGUCGCAGACGUGGAGGCCGCGCCGCCAUGGAAGACUCUCUGUAGGGCGCGAGAGGACUACAGGAGGUUGCUCAUGGAGAAGAUGCGUGCACCUGAUGGCGGUUAUGAGGAGGGCUUUACUGUGCCGGGCACAGGCGAGUUACCUCCAAGGACAGAGAAGGGUGGUGGAAACUUGGAAAAGAACAAUCCGUUGAGUCUGCACGAUGAGAAUCCAUGGAGGGAGUGGUUCGCUUCGGUCGAGCUACGGAAGACCAUAUUGCAAGAUGUAGAACGAACAUUCCCAGACAUAGCGUACUUCCGCGAUGCAGAGGUUCAGGCCGAGCUCACCCACAUCCUCUAUCUCUACUCCGACAUGCACCCAGAUAUCGGCUACCGACAAGGGAUGCACGAGCUCCUUGCGCCCCUCUACUACGCCGUCGACUUCGACUCAAUACCUGACGACGGCGAUACCGAUCCCACGCUCAAGGAGUUCUGCUCUCGUGCAUGGGUUGCCGCAGACGCAUGGGCUCUCUUCUCAGCGGUCAUGAAGGGCACUGGGAGGUGGUACGAGUGGCAGGAGAGCAAAUCUGCUGUGGCGACGGCGGAGCCAACUCCUCUUCCUUCCCAUGUCCAGGUGAACGUCGCUACGCGAGACAUUCAGAUGAAGCCGUAUAUCGCCCCGAUCGUCGAAGCUGCGAAUCUUGUACAGUCGGUGUUUCUCAAGGGUGUCGACCCGGAGCUGUGGAAGGCCAUGCAGAGCGCCGGGAUAGAGCCUCAGAUAUACGGAAUUCGUUGGCUGCGUCUCCUCUUUACACGCGAAUUGGCCCUGGAAGAUGCUAUGGUUCUAUGGGAUGGCUUGUUUGCUGUCGACCCUUCAUUCGACUUGGCAUUAUGGAUAUGCGUAGCAAUGCUUGUGCGCAUCCGUAACAAACUGAUCCCUGCCGACUACAGUACCCAACUUACAUACCUUCUCCGAUACCCAGCUGACUCGCCGGCUGCUGGCGGUAGCGCCGAACCCACUCCCAUCCAUCAUGCAACUCUGCUCAUCCGCCAGGCUCUCACACUGCAGAUGUCACCUACUCCAACAAUCGGUGUUUCUGUGAUACAGGAGAACAGAAACCUGUUGGGUAUCCCCACAGAGGUCCCAUCACCAGUAUCACCGCCUGUGCACCGACGUCCACGACAAGGAGAACGGGGGCGCUCGUUCACGAAUGCGAACGGGAGCAGGUCGCUCGGACAGGAGGCUGGCAACAGCAAGGGCGCACAUGGACGGCAGGCGUCGAGUCCGAUGGGUAUCCCAGAGACGUUUGCGCGGGGCUUGCUGGAGCGAGGUGAGAGCCUGGGUAUCAACAAGACUGUCAUGGAGGCUGUCUCUGGGCUGAGGAAGAACCUGCCAGACCUUGCCACUGCGCUCGGACGAUUGCCAUUGUCCCCACAGCCUGCGAAUGCGAUGUACCCCAUGGCCCCCGAACGUCCCGAUGAGGAACGUCCGCCCUGGGAGCCCCGGACCCGAAGCGAGAUGGAGCGAGAAGUUGCGCAGGUUCGCGCGUUGCAGAGGAAGCUUGGAGAUACUGUCAGUUGGAUCGUGGACACACUGCUGCUGGACGAAGGCGAUGUGAAUGACGAUGUUGGGAGGAAGACGGUGCAGAAACGCAAGCGAGAAGCGCUCGAGAGCCUCGCGUACGUCCGGGACAUCCUCAAGGGUACCGUCCACGACAUAGAGGAAGAGCGCCUGCUAGGCGAAGAAGAAGCGAAGCGAAGAAGGGAGAAGGCACGGCGAGAGAAGGAGGCAGCCGAGGCGUUGAGCAGGAGAACUUCCACACCACACCCACCAAUACCCGCUGCUUCCAUCCCGAUUGAGACACGUCCGCAGGGUACUGGAACCCGCCGAUCGCAGGACUACUUCAUGCCCCAUGCCACGAGUUCGUCGAGCCCACCCACGAAACCCGCGCCUUCGUUCUCCCUCCCGACGUCUUCGCCGUCUACUAAGACGCCCACGUCGACUGGCGUCUCACCGUUCAGUGCUCCAUGGAAUUAUACCAAGUCGGACUUUGCGAGCUCGGACUCGCCAAUCGCGAACCUUCCCCGCGUGCCCCCGCGGAUGUCGACUACGCUUCCGAGGGCAAGUGUUUUCGGGCAGGCGUUGAGAAACUACCCGCAACCGCCUGCAUCGUUGUUUGAGAGCACCUCCAAUGCAGUUGCAGUUUCGCGCGAUCAAAAGCCGAAGCAGGCGCCUUAUGACCCGCUGGGUGCUAUACCGUAG